This is a messenger RNA of Salvia miltiorrhiza (redroot sage), 2083 nucleotides long. RefSeq lists its product as uncharacterized. The transcript is spliced from 7 exons. Lineage: Eukaryota; Viridiplantae; Streptophyta; Magnoliopsida; Lamiales; Lamiaceae. The coding region runs from base 590 to 1843 and encodes 417 amino acids. The record is from RefSeq and is a predicted model, not a curated record.
GGAAAGCAAGAAGUGGUUGUUUGCCAAUGUGGUAAGUUUUACUGCUAAGUUUUGACACCAACCAAACUUACAGCAACAGAUAUAUCUCAACUUGCCUCCCAUAAAUUCUGCUCAAAACACACAGUGAAGUGGGAUUUAAUAUAUUUAGAGUAGAGAUGUCAGCCUAUAAAACUUUAAAAUAUUAAGACCCUAUUGACCACAAUCUGUUAUUUGCCUAUUUUAAUAACCCUCAAAGACUGAAGGUUCUCCAAUUCACAACUCAUUAUCAAGAAAACCAGAAUCUCAGUGAGUGUGUGAGAGAGAGAGAGUUGUAGUUGUGUCAAAUGGGUCAUUUAGAAAUAUGCUUAGAAAAUGGUGAGUGCAGAGAGGCCUGUUUCUUAUUUUAACUUUUCCUUUGAAUGAUUCUGCCAGUUUUUCUCUUUGUAUGGUCACAGAUAGAUGCAGAGAGAGUUUCCAUAGACAAAAAAUUGGAAUGAAACAUGCUGUUGUUGUGAUCACAUUACAACAAGACAACAACAACGCAAAUGCAUACAAACCUCAACAACAACAACCUUGUUAGAACAACAACAAAACUCAAGAUUCUGCUCAAAUGGCCUCUUCUUCCUGUCCCAAAAUCCCAAUCAUUUUCACCCUUGUUUCUUUCCUCUUGAUUUUUCUUCCUGCCACCUCCCAUGCUGCCGUGCCACCGAGCUCCGGCCGCCGCAACCAGACUCUCCGGCCGCAGCAGGAGCUCAACAAACUCAAGAGAAUAAGGAGCUAUCUGAGGAAGAUCAACAAGCCUGCUGUCAAGACAAUUCAGAGCGUUGAUGGAGAUAAGAUAGAUUGUGUCCCAUCUCAUCUUCAGCCAGCUUUUGAUCACCCUCAGCUCAAAGGGCAGAAGCCAUUGGAGCCGCCGGAGAGGCCUAAAGGGCACGGCUCAAACGAGUCGAUUUCAGAGACUCUGCAGGCGUGGUUGGAAGCAGGGGAAUCAUGCCCUGUUGGGACAGUUCCAAUAAGAAGAACUACCGAGGAGGAUGUGUUGAGGGCCAGCUCCAUUCGUAGAUUCGGUCGAAAGAUUAAACGAGGCGUUCGCAGAGAUACAACAAGCAGUGAUCAUGAGCAUGCUGUGGCGUUUGUAAAUGGUGAUGAAUACUAUGGGGCAAAGGCAAGCAUAAAUGUGUGGGCACCGCGCGUGACAGACCAGUAUGAAUUCAGUCUGUCACAACUAUGGGUCAUCUCUGGCUCAUUUGGGAAUGAUCUUAACACCAUUGAAGCUGGCUGGCAGGUUAGUCCAGAACUGUAUGGAGACAACUACCCUAGAUUCUUCACAUAUUGGACAACGGAUGCGUAUCAAGCAACGGGUUGCUACAACUUGCUGUGCUCGGGCUUUGUCCAGAUAAACAACAAGAUCGCUAUUGGUGCAGCCAUAUCUCCGAGGUCAAACUACAAGAACAGGCAGUUUGAUAUUGGCCUCAUGGUUUGGAAGGAUCCGAAGCACGGGCACUGGUGGCUGGAGUUCGGGCAAGGGCUGCUGGUGGGGUACUGGCCGUCGUUCCUGUUCAGCCACCUGCAGAGGCACGCGAGCAUGAUCCAGUUCGGAGGGGAGAUCGUGAACAGCAGAUCAACGGGGUACCACACGUCCACGCAGAUGGGGAGUGGCCAUUUUGCUGAUGAAGGCUUUGGGAAGGCUUCCUAUUUCAGGAACUUGCAAGUUGUGGACUGGGACAACAGCUUGAUCCCUCUCAAUAAUCUGCAUCUUUUGGCUGAUCAUCCUAAUUGCUAUGAUAUAAGAGCUGGCAAGAAUAAUGCUUGGGGGAAUUAUUUUUACUAUGGAGGGCCAGGGAGGAAUUCCAGAUGUCCAUAAUUACUCAUCUUAUAUACCCAUGCCACCCAGUGUAGAGAUAAGAUAAUUAACCACCUUCUUCAUUUGCUCAUGUUCUAUUUUAUUUUUUGGGUUUUGAUUCUUUGUGAGAUUCUUUUUUCAGGCAAGACAGGUCCCUCUCAUUAUGAGUUCUAACAUGUAUGUUUCAAGUUCCCCCAUUCAAGACUUCAUGUAAAUGUUAUGAGUUAAGACAGAUGAUAAUAUAUAGCAAAGUUUGUAGUA